GUGCGAUCAAAACAGUUAGGCUUAGCACAUUGAAAUUGGUGUAUUUUUGAUUUGUUUCUGGAUUGAGUUAUAACUAUUUCAACUUACAACAGCUUUUAAUUUCUUGGUAUAAUUGAAUAUGUAAGGAUUGAAAGAAAGAUUUCAGGUAGUUGGUUGUACUUCAUCUUAAGGUGGAUAACAGAAAGAUAAACAACAAUCAUGGAAUAUUCAAACGAGACUACAAAUAUAACAUUUGUGUACGUCAAUUCAAAUACUAGCAAUGUUACUUUACCAGUAGACAAUAACAGGACGUCAUGUGGAACUGUGCAUGAUAUUGAAUUAAACAAGUCUGUCCGUCUUGCAAUUCUCUAUUUGACUAUGAUAUUUGGCGUCUUAGGCUGUGCGCUGGUUAUGUUCUGGAUGACUUGUAAUAGGAAAGUAUCCCGUGGGUUCAAUCAUUUGUCUAGAGUAAAUUCGUUCAUACUGAAUUUAACGUUUGCUGAUAUUCUGGUGAUUUUAAUUGCUGUGUUUCCUCAAUUGAUAUGGGAAUAUGUUGACAGAGAGUGGUUGGCGGGGCCUGUCAUGUGCAGAUUGGUGAAAUUCUUGCAGAGUUUCUCGAUGAUGUCAAGCAACUAUAUCCUUGUAGUGAUUGCUAUAGACAGACACCAGGCAAUACGUGCUCCACUGAAGGAGUCUAUGCCAGUAUGGAAGAUGGCGGGUCUUGGCUGGUUACUUGCAGCACUAUGCUCUUUACCGAUGUUUGGCGUUUUCCAUCUUACGGAAAGAAACGGAACAUUUCAAUGUGAGAAUAUUUUCCGACACAAACCAAUUAUUCACAGACAAAUAUGGAUAGCAUAUAUAUGCUUUUCUGUUUUCUUUAUACCACUUCUUAUACUCACAAUAUGUUACAUAAGAAUAUUCUGGAAAGUUGCACAGAAGGCAAACGAGAACAAGAAUAAGACAAAGACUCUUAGAUUCAAAUGUCAAACUGCAAAAGUGAAGAUACAAUUACAAAGUACAAAAUCAACGUCAUUACCAAGAGCCAAAAUAAAGACUUUAAAACUCACUUUUGUAAUAAUUAUGACAUUCGUCGUCUGCAGUUUGCCUUAUUUUGUUAUGGAAAUGAUAAUGUCGUUUGGUAACCAUUGUAUAAUAUCAAAAGCGGUUUAUGGUCUAUUUGGGGGAAUGGCGGCUUGUAACUCUGCCGCUAAUCCAUUCAUAUUCCUAGGAUUUAAUGUGACUGUUUCCUGGCUGAAAGAGGUAAGAAUUCGUAUAGCGGCUGCCAGGAAACGGAAACCGAGAUUUGUGUAUUCUGCCACGUCGAGUAUGGACUCUCACCCGUCUUUGAGACAAUUUGGUCAAGCACAAACUUCGCACACGUUUUCGCAAUUAAUUUGAAAUGGCUACUUGUAACGAACUGACAACAAAUACUUUAUUCCACUUCUAAUGAGUCAGCAAAAAUGUCUUGCAGAAUUAUGCGUAUUUAGGUAAACAAACAAAAAUGUUAUUUAUACGCCAUAAACAACUUUUUAGUCAAAAGAUAUCACGAAUUGGUAAUCUUAUAAUUUCCGUCUAAAGUCUGUAACUUAUGUCUUUAUAACACCUGCUGUUUCCUUAGUUAUAAUCUAUUCGUUUCAUUUUCAAUUCAAUAUUUGAUAUUACAUAUCAAUACGUUUUUGUCCUUAAACUAUUCUUAAAGCGGCCUUAAGCUUUUAUUAUAAUUGUUUGUUUGAAAAAAAAAUACUGUGCUGUUUCAAUAAUUAUAUCUUCGGAAAGAGCAUCAUAUCCAUGUUAAGAGUUAUUUAUAGCACGCCAAGGACAUCCGUUUCUAAAAAUAGAAGAUUGGGAAACGAAUUGACCGAUUUUCUUAUUUACUUAUAGAGAGUGGACCGGUAGAUUAGAGGUAUCGAGUGGUCUCUUUAUUGUGCAUGUAUUUUAUUGAGGGCAAAUUUCAUUUUCCGCCUUAAUUCUUUUGAUUUAAGAACUAUAAGAAACGUUUUGUUUAGAACGGUCAAAACUAACAUUUAAAAAAGCUGAAGGCCGCUUUAAAUUAAUCAAUUUUAUAUUUAUCCAUUUACUUCAGCAUUAUCACAGGGUUGUAAUUAGAACGAAUUAUAUUUGAUAUUGCAAAUAUUAUUCUGAUUUUGCAAAUUUAUCGUUUCUUUGAGUAUGAUGUUGUUUAUCUUGAGUAAGUGUCAGAAUAUAGUACUGUUAUAAUAAAAUAACAUUCAUAUUGUACAACGUUCAUGUAAGGGCCUUUGUGACCGGCUGAUUACGGUUGACGCCACAGGUCCGCAGAAAGACGCGGCGAAAACCACUCGAAGACGUGUCGAUCUAAUGCGUAAAAUCAUUUCAAAUGAAAAACAAAUACUCUAUUAUACUCGGCGGUAUACCAUAUAAUAAUUAUAGACUUGCGUUUUGUUCAAUAUGUAAUUCGUCUGACCUGAUAAAAAUUAUAUUGACAUCGGACUUUUGCUCUCGGUCAAUAUCACUUUUCUCAGGUUCAAAAACCUAUAUAUAGACCACAACAUAAGUUUAUAAUUAUAUGAUAUAUUAUUCGAUAUGUUAGACAUUUAUUCACAGUAUUCGAUUUCCAAUCUAUGAAAUAUUAGAAAAAGUAACUAGGUUUUGUAUUAUAUGCUCCCCUGUAUUUAUUAAUUUAUUGUUUAAGUUUUGUGUAAUAAUGAGACGCUAUAUUUAUAGAUAUUGUGUUGAAUAAAUGAAUCUUCCAUACUUUAUACUUUACAUCUGGUUAAUAUUAUAAGGAUAUUUUAUACAUUUCUGUGUACAAUACUGAAUUAUGUUGGACGAUAACACAGCUGUCACACUUAUAUUGGACGAGCGCAUAUCGAGUCUGUUUUAGAUAUGGCAGCUGUGUACGAGCCUAAUAGAAUUAAAAUUGUUCUCAGCAAUGUAUAAUGACCUCUUUGUUUCACAUCAUCAUAUUUUAUUUGUCAUUUUGACAACACAUUAUUGCUUAAAGUACAAUAAGCAUUUGUGUCUGGACUUUAAAUUGAGGCUUGAUAACACUACAUUAAUCAUUUGAUAUAGAUAUUUUGGACUCCGCAAAUGAAAACGAGGCUAUAUAGUGUACGAUAAGCAUUUUGUAUAGAUUUUUAAACUCUGGAAAUAGAAACGGAGGCUAAAUUGAUAUGAUUAGAGUUAAUAAUGAUUUCUAUAAGAACAUCACGUGAUACACAAACUGAAGGCUAAUUGGUUUUAUGUUAAAGUGUGUGGAAUAAAUUGUACUGUAUCUUGCAUAGUUUAGAAUCGAAAAUUAAAAGUAUGAUUGUUUAAUUUUCUGAAGAGCAUUUUACUUAUGAUUUAAUGAAAUUGUUCUGUUUGAAAGGAACUUACGGCAAAAAUAUUUUUGAUUAAUAAAAACAGCUCUUUCAUACUGCCUUUUGUAAACCCAUUACUUCAUAAACAUUUUGUGAGAAAAGGCUGUUCUCAUUGAAAAGCCUCUUGUUACUUGUUACAAAUUGCCAUGAAACUAUAAAAAAUGCUUCAAUACUGUUCAAACUUGGCACAAAUGUUGACUGGACCGUUGUAACGGCAUACUCAAACUUAUAUUUCAUGUUACCAUGGCAACGAGGGGACAUCUCAAAAUUGCCAAAAUUCACUAUUUUGCGCUGAUUUUUCGAUCAAAACUGAUUUCAAAGUGCUGCAGCUUCUCAAUAGCAAAGGCUUUUCAGCGUUGGUUACACUAUACCUUAAGGCCGACCUGAGGCCAUUGUAGCCUCUAAAUAGUCCACAAUUUUCAUGGAGAUGAGUGGUUCUGCAGACAUCGUUUAAACCCACAAGCAGAAGGGGGCACAUCCCCCUAUCUAUUUGAUAGGGGGAUGGUGAUAUCACUUUUCUAACACCAUUUCUCAAACGAAAACAUGUAUUUGGGGUCUAAAUAGGGCUUUUAAAACUAUUUGAGACCAUAAAGAGGGCAUACCUCUGUAUGAAGUAAUGGGUUAAUUGAUAUAAAUCGAAUAAGGCGUUUGAGUCAAAACAGUUAAUAAUAUAUGUUACUUCCAAAAAACAACCUAUUUUAAAUAACAGGAAAGAAAUUCUUUGUUAGGGCAUACUAAUUGUAUAUUUUAUAUUUACAUGUUUGUUAAAUGUUUUAAACUUU
Molecule: messenger RNA, 4102 nt
Organism: Ruditapes philippinarum (Manila clam)
Lineage: Eukaryota; Metazoa; Mollusca; Bivalvia; Venerida; Veneridae
Product: cephalotocin receptor 2-like
Exons: 3
Coding region: 199-1377 (392 amino acids)
Biological process (GO): G protein-coupled receptor signaling pathway
Cellular component (GO): membrane
Molecular function (GO): vasopressin receptor activity; peptide binding
Source: RefSeq, a predicted model, not a curated record